This is a messenger RNA of Vicia faba (fava bean), 1209 nucleotides long. NCBI's taxonomy places the organism in Eukaryota, Viridiplantae, Streptophyta, Magnoliopsida, Fabales, Fabaceae. The record is from the annotation of a GenBank genome assembly.
AUGGCGGCAUUACCGGUGGAGCAAACAGGUGAAUCACCGACGACGGAAUUGCAGAGAUCUAUUCCGACGCCGUUUCUGACCAAAACGUAUCAACUUGUGGAUGAUCCUUCUGUGGAUGAUUUAAUUUCAUGGAACGAAGAUGGCACAAGCUUCAUCGUUUGGUUACCUGCUGAAUUCGCAAGAGAUUUGUUACCGAAGUAUUUCAAACAUAACAACUUCUCCAGUUUCGUUCGUCAGCUUAAUACAUAUGGAUUUCGGAAAGUUGUGCCGGAUCGUUGGGAAUUUGCAAACGACGGUUUCCGACGAGGUGAGAAGAAUCUACUCCGUGAUAUACAGCGGCGGAAAAUAUUGUCGGCGGCAGGUACGCCGAUUGUGACUACGACUGUGACUACAACGGUAGCCGCGGCGACUAAUGUUGUGACGGUAGCUAUGGCGGCACCGGUUAGAAUAGUGUCUCCAACAACUUCCGGUGAUGAACAGGUGGUUUCAUCGAACUCGUCUCCUAUUGUGGCGCACAAUAGUACUACAGUGCACCGUAGUACAAGUUACACUACUUCGCCCGAGUUAUUUGAAGAGAAUGAAAGGCUUAAGAAAGAGAAUAUGCAACUGAGUAACGAGUUAUGUCAAUUGAAAGGUCUUUGUAAUAGUAUAUUAUCUAUGAUGAGUAAUUAUGCUUCUGGUUUUAGUCGACAGUUAGAAUCAUCGACUAGCGCCGCAACGGCACGGGCUGUCCUUGUAACUGAAGGAGGGAAAGCGUUGGAUCUGUUGCAUACAAGGAAUGUUUCAUUAGUUGAGGAGGCUGUGGCUGUUAAUGUGGGUGGUGCUGGUGGUGGUGCUGAGACCGCGAUUUUGGCUGGUGUUGCAGGUGGUACAUCUGGUGCAUCGUGUGAGACAGCAAAUUUGGCUGAACCUGAGAAUGGGCAUGGGGCUCAAAAUCCUAAACUGUUUGGGGUUUCUAUUGGGCUUAAACGAUGUAGGAUAGAGUGUGAGGCUGAACCGGAGAGAGAGGAACGGGAACAGUAUCAAAUGCCAAUGCAAAUGCAGAUUGAAACACAAUCCUCUCAUGAACAUGAUCACCAUCAAAUGCAAAUGCAGAUGCAAACACAAUCCUCUCAUGAACAUGAUCGAGGAUCUGAUGUGAAAUCUGAACCGCAUGAUGGUAACGAUGACUCGGAUGAUCAAGAGCAUCGUUGGGAUUUGAUGAAAUAG